Messenger RNA from Malurus melanocephalus (red-backed fairy wren), 1248 nucleotides. It is a transcript of the gene C1QC, whose product is annotated as complement C1q C chain. Lineage: Eukaryota; Metazoa; Chordata; Aves; Passeriformes; Maluridae. The transcript has 3 exons. The record is from RefSeq and is a predicted model, not a curated record. Gene Ontology annotation, molecular function: protein binding. Bases 95 to 835 code for a protein of 246 amino acids.
GGAGCCGCCCCCACGGCACUGUGCCGGCAGUGACCGCACGGCCAGCGGGAGCAGCAGCACGGCUCCCCUSCCUGCUCCACCAGAGAGCACCAAAAUGGAGAAGAGACUCCAGGAGCAGCUCUGCUUGGCCCUCACCCUCCUCCUCCUGAAUGUGAGCUGUGCUGGAGCUCAGACAGUAGGAGACUCUCACAGCUGCUACGGAGCUCCAGGCCUGCCAGGCAUGCCGGGGAUGCCCGGGAGGGAUGGCCGGGAUGGGCUGAAGGGAGUCAAAGGGGAGCCAGGUAUCCCAGCUUCUACCCUGAAAGGGCCCAAGGGCAUGAAAGGAGAAAGAGGCAUGGAAGGUGCUCCAGGCAAGCRUGGCCCUCCUGGGGACCCUGGUCUAGUGGGAGACCCUGGGUUCCCGGGUCUGCCUGGAGCCCCGGGGCUGCCRGGCAACCUGAGGCAGAAGCCACGCUCAGCGUUCUCUGUGACCAGGCAAACCAGCCAAUAUCCCACCAAGAACGUGCCCGUGGUGUUCAACAACGCCAUCACCAACACCAAYGGUGACUACGACACCACCACAGGCAAGUUCACCUGCAGGCUCCCGGGGCUCUACUACUUUGUGUUCCACAGCUCACACACAGCCAACCUGUGCGUCAUCCUGCACAAGAACCAGAGGAAGAUGGCCAGCUUCUGCGACCACAAGACCAACGCCAUGCAGGUCAGCUCGGGGAGCACGCUGCUGCGCCUGGCGGCUCAGGAUGAGGUCUGGCUGGGUGUCAAUGACUACAACGGCAUGGUGGGCAUCGCCAACUCUGACAGCAUCUUCUCAGGGUUCCUGCUCUUCCCGGACUAGAGGAUGGGCAGAGCCCACCCCAGCACCCCGACCGCUUCUACCUGCCCUGAACACGCUGCCCACUGCUUCUGAUGCUCCCAGUUUCUCCUCAGGGAGGGAAGCUUUGGUGAUGGAGUCACCCCCAGCAGCCAGACUCACCCCUCAGUCUGGGGCUGAGCACUGGCAGCUGCUGCACAGGGGUACAGGCACAUCUGGAUGCAUCUGCACCCAGAGCAAUGGUGCCGAGCUCCUGGUCCUGCUGGCACUGCCAUUUGCAUCUCCUGAUAGCCCCACACGACCUCAGAGGUCUCUCUGCCUCUCUCCCCACCUCACCUGAGCUGCCCCAGGUUCAACCAGGUGUCCUGGCAUAGGCUGCAGCACCCCCUUUGCCAUGACCUGGCUGUGGAAAGUGUCAAUAAAAUCUUCCCCAGUGC